AGUGUGAACAGAACCCAUUGUCGUACUCACAAAUUCAAGUUGUUGCUCCAGUUCUUAAGCACUAGAAAGUAGAAAGUAGAAACCAAAAAGCAAAAACAAAACAAAAAAAAAUAAAAAUUUGUAACGGCUGGAGACCGGAGACCUGGAGUGAUGAGCAAUGCUGAUUGAUGGCAGAUGACAGAUGUGCAGUCCCUCUUCUGCAUGCCUUCCAUUUUUCAUAGUGCAAAAAUGGCUGCUGAUGGUGCCGCUUCUCCUGCCGGUUUUGCUGAGCAAGAGUUAAUCAAGCAACUUGUUGAUUCUGGGAAUGAGCUUCUCCAGAACCCUCCGGCUUCAAAAGAGGAGCUUUUGGGAAAACUUGAAAGAUUAGGGCUUCUUCUUUCUAAUGUAUAUCAAGAACCAUCGGGAUCUUUUCAUGAAGCACUUCAACCUUCAAUCAAGGCACUAUUUGCUGAUGGACUUCUACAACAUGCUGAUCUGGAAGUGCAAACCUCAACAACAUACUGCAUGAGUGAGAUUUUGAGAAUAACAGCUCCAGAUCAACCAUGUGAUGAUAAAUCAAUUGAGGAGUUUUUUCAGCUUGCAAUAAUGGCCUUCAGGAAGUUGGCAAACGUGGAGGAUCGCUGUUAUUCAAAGGCUGCAUCAAUUCUUCAGACUUUUGCUAAGUACAGGCUGUGUGUGCUAAUGUUGGAUCUUGAGUUGGAUGCGUUGAUUCUAGAGAUGUUUCAGCUAUUUCUGAAUUCCAUUUGCCCCGACAAUGCUGAUGCUCUAUUACCAUUCAUGGAGGCAAUCAUGACAAUGAUAAUAGAGGACAGUGAAGAAAUCUCAACGGAUCUUCUAAGUAUCCUCCUAACUAGUGCAAAGAAGGAAAACCAGAAUCCUUUGAAUGUUUGUUAUGUGCUGGGAGAGAGAGUUUUUAGGAAUAGCAAUGUUAAGCUGCAACAGUAUAUCCCUGGAGCUGUGAAAUCCUUGGGCAUUAACGUCAACGAUUAUGCUGAAAUAGUGGAAUUAACAUGGCGGGAGGCAAUCAAAAGCGAAAAUUUGGAUAAGAAAGAGCUUGCACCAAAUUCCGCUUCUCCUAGAGAUGUUGGCACAGCUCAGAAGUUAUCUAGCAGUGAUUGCCCAAGAGAAACUCCAUCCUCGGAUUUGGCCAAGGUUUCUGGCCAAGAUGCAUCUUGCAAUACACAAUUUCGGAGUGACCAAGUCAACCAGAACGACAUAGAUGUGAGAAACAAUCCUUCCCAUGAAAAUCGAACCAGUGCAUUUGCUGCACAAAAGAGCCUCAGUCCUCCAACUAGAAGAAGAGGGCGUAAACCAAAUUCUCUGAUGAAGCCAGAGGAAGGGUAUGAUCACACUUGGAUCAACGUUGAAGGAAAAUCUGAUAAAACUCCCUGCCAAGGGAAAGAGAGCAAAAAAAGAAUUGGUCGUCCUCGUAAACAUUUGGUGUCUAAGGGAUCACAUUUCACAUCAUCUCAAAGUCUCAACACUAUUGAAGACUUCCAGACUAGAGAAAGACGUGCAGAAGAGGAAAUCAAACCAAGUGACGGUGAACAAUUGAUGCCAGUUUCAGAUUCACUAAAACGUGCAGAAGAGGAAAAUAAACCAAGUGAUGGUGGAUUUCGUUCUGCUUCUACUAAAAAACGGAGCAACAAUGGUGAAACUUCCAAAAAGCGUAAGAGGAAGUGUUCUCCUUCAGAAAAGGCGGCAAGAAAGCAAGCUGAAAAGCUGGUUGGUAGCAGAAUAAAGGUUUGGUGGCCGAUAGAUCAGACGUUUUAUGAAGGUAGUAUCGCUUCUUUUGACUAUUUCGAGAAGAAGCACAAGGUCAAUUAUGACGACGGAGAUGUAGAAGAUUUGGAUCUUUCAAUAGAACGCUGGGAAUUAAUUAGAGAUGUUAAGUCAGCAGUUGAUUUUCAGGAACAAGAGACUGUGGCAGGUGGUGCUAAUUUAUCUGAAAUAAAGCUUGACCAUGUAACAAAUUCGGAUCGCUCUGCAAGAAGUACGUGCAAGGCUCGGGAUGGUGCUGAAUUACCUGUAGUGAAACCAGAAGUUGAACAGCGCAAGGUUUCCAGAAGCAAUUCAGCACCAUCAACAUCUGAAAGGGCACAGGAUGCUUCUGUUGAAUUACCUGUUGUGAAACAAGAAGUUGAGAAGCGGAAAGUCAUCAGAAUAAAACCAACACAUCAAAGGGUUCGGAACGCUGCUGCUGAAUUACCUGUAGGGGAAGAAGGUGAAAAGCCGAAAAACAAAAGGAGACGAACAAAGAAGGCAACCCCUAGAUUCCCAGUCCUUGAUAGCGAAAAGGUGAAUGUUAAAGGCUAUCAAGUGAAAGCCAGUGCUGCUCCUAUAUUGGAGGAGAUUUUCGAAAAGCAUGGUGAUAUCGCUGCCAACUGUCCCUACCCAUCGCGGGGGUUUAGGGCCUCAGUCUUUGAGGUAAUCUGUGAUGUCAUCAGAGAACUGAGAACUAAUGAUUGGGGAACCAUUGUUUCGAUGGUUGGACAGAUGAGGACUGAAGUCUCGGACACUGCCGCUGCUGCUCAUCUCGAGGUCUCGUGGCUGAAGCAGAUUCUCGAUGAUAUUUCAACCGAGGAUGAUGGCCAGCUAGCAAGUGUAAUCAGAAACACCGCACUUGUUAGUAAAGCAGCCCGGAAGGACUUGACACAGAGAAAAGCCGAGCUUGUGAUUGCAGAGCGCAGCUACGAGGAGGCCAAAAGACAGCUUGAGCGUGCUGAACAGAGUAAACGAACAGCAGAAAGGGCAGUCGAGGUUCUUGAAUCAGUGAAGAAAAAGGCCCAAAACGACAUGGAGUUGAACUUCAACAAACGGAAUGAUCUGCAGAACAGGUUCUUUACUCUCCAAUAACCUCCCGGGGUCUCCUCUAUCCCAAACCUCUUGUGCAAAAGCUGUGCAACUACUGUGUAUCAAGUUUGCAGACCUUUGAGGGCUUCAGAGUAAGGGAGAAUAAUGGCAUUGUUCGAGUUCAUUGUGAAGAUUCGGGGAAUGAAAGAGCUGUUUGCUGAGAAAUCCCAACGGUGUCGUUCUGAGCCCAGUCACUGAUAUCACAGCUCGCCCAUGGUGGAGGAUGAAGAGCCACUGAUGCUCUAGGGAAUUAGUUUAGAGCAUUUGUCUGCAUGUAUAUAUGAUGUAUGUAUGUUUCUUUUUAGCUUGUAAGUAUGGUUCUUGUCAUACCAGAUUUUGGAACCCAAUGAAAGCCUCUGUUUAUCCAUCUCAAUCA
Messenger RNA from Ipomoea triloba (trilobed morning glory), 3229 nucleotides. RefSeq lists its product as uncharacterized. Bases 175 to 2856 code for a protein of 893 amino acids. Gene Ontology annotation, biological process: DNA repair; mitotic sister chromatid cohesion. The record is from RefSeq and is a predicted model, not a curated record. Gene Ontology annotation, cellular component: nucleus; chromatin. The transcript has 15 exons. Lineage: Eukaryota; Viridiplantae; Streptophyta; Magnoliopsida; Solanales; Convolvulaceae.